AUGUCUGAAUUUAAAAUGUCCAAUUCAAUUGACUCAAUAGAUUUAAAAAUAAGAUUAAAUAAGCAUGGACACAAAUAUAAAUAUAUUAAAUUAUCAGAAUUGUCAAUUGAUAAAAAAUAUGAAGUCACUGCUUUUGAAAUCAUUAACAUUAAUGGGCAGAAUAAAGUAUCUGUUGUGUUGGAUAAUGAAUAUGAACUCUUAUUACCAGAUAGAUUUAUGAAAACUAUUUCUGAAAAUAUAUAUGAAUUAAAUGACAAGGAGUGGUCUACAAUCUAUAUUUUUCAUAGAUAUAUAAAAACACUUGAAAAUGGAAAAUUAUACUAUCGUAUAGAGUUCCAAGGUAAUUCUCUAGACAGUCCUGUAAUUAAAGUAUUAAAUAAGUUAAAUGAAGAAGAUUACAAAUACAAACAUAUACAAUUAUCUGAUUUAACUAUUAAUGAACCUUAUAAAAUAUCAACAUUUAAAAUAAUAACUACAAAAUAUGGUGAAAGAGUUUCUGUUCUAUUAGACAAUAGAUAUAUGCUAUUAUUGCCCUAUAGUUUUGUUAAUGGUAUUUCUGAGGAAGAUAUAGACCAAUAUGAUGGUGAAAUGUAUAUGAUGUACAAAGGUAAAAAAAUUUUAGUAAUGGAAAUCAAUCUAUUUAAUAGAAUUUCUGUAAUAACAUUUUUUUUUACUAUUAAAUGA
Macrosiphum euphorbiae (potato aphid) is the source of this 684-nucleotide messenger RNA. The record is from the annotation of a GenBank genome assembly. Lineage: Eukaryota; Metazoa; Arthropoda; Insecta; Hemiptera; Aphididae.